Molecule: messenger RNA, 1029 nt
Organism: Lentinula edodes (shiitake mushroom)
Lineage: Eukaryota; Fungi; Basidiomycota; Agaricomycetes; Agaricales; Omphalotaceae
Exons: 2
Coding region: 1-1029 (342 amino acids)
Source: RefSeq, a predicted model, not a curated record
AUGGUUGAGACGGAAGAAAAGCAGAUGGUUGCGGCCAGUCUGAGGUUCGGUAAAACUGAAUUUCACACGCCCUCGCUUCAACAACGAUUUGAACAAAAAGCCAUGAGUCCAUCACGGUUAGUCGAUGAACUUGGCGUUUUGCUUCAGGCUUUGCAGCUUCCCCUUACUCUUAAAUCGCCUACAGAUCUUACACCGUCUCUUUUAUUAGCUAUCUUAGAAUCCAUAUUGUCCUCUCGUCUUCCAUUAUCCCACAAUCUUCGAAAUGGCCUGUUAUCCAAGUCUUCCUCAUCCAAGGAAGCCAAGGACGCCAAAAUACAGUGCAUGAAAAUCUUUCUCGGAGUCAUCGAAACUGAUGUUCUGAAGAAGGAUGUCGGGCUGAACAGGAUUGACCCGAGAAAACUGGCUAACGGAGAUUGGGCUGAGGUUGUGUUUGUAGGGGAAAUAUUGUGCUGGAUUGGAAGAGAAUCCGGUAUCACAAAUGCCCAUGAUGAUCGCGAAGAGCCUGCGUGGCGCUUGACUCCCUCUACCGCUCCUGAUAUCUCUGAUAAUUCGACAUCUCAUCGCUCAACGUCGUCAGUACCCACUGCAGAUACCAGUCACAGUUUACACGACUUGGACCAUCUGCGUUCUUUCCGGUCGCUCUCCGUCCCAUCUUCCCCUCGGUUGUCGCCUCUCGUUCUUCCCCGGCCAAUACGACCGCAUUGUAUCCACGAAGUUCCGUCUUUUUAUGCGUUAGACGAUGUGGCCACUACUACUAGUGGCUCUGAGCCAUCUUCAUCGUCCGUGCGAUAUACAGGUCAUAUUCAACCUGUUGACGAAGAGCUGGAGCUCAGCUACUUCGAAAAUAGUCGACAUAGUAGGACGUUAGGCGAUCCAGAGGAUACAGAACUUGAUGUCUCGCAUCAGCCGCAGGACCUAUCUGCAUUUGCCGACCUCCUCGACCCGGAUCCCCUAGCAAAGACUAUAUCUCUGUUGCAACAGCGCGCCUUCUUGUUGCGUGAGUUGGCGAAAUAUCAUCACAAAGAUUGA